CAGCCAAACAAGGACCGUUUACAUUAAUGGUGCACCAGUUGACAGCAAGGCUACACCUGCAGGGAGGACUCUGGGGCAAGGAGGGUACCUCGUGCUGGGUAACGAGCAACAAAGGCUAGGUACAGGAAUGGAUACCAACAAUAUGUUUAAUGGAGAAAUGUUUAAUCUAAAUAUGUUCAGUAAGAAGUUGAGUAAUGAAGAGAUCAAGGAAAUGGCAAGGGACAUGUGUUCUGGAGUUGAGGAGACACACGGUGAAGUAAGAGUUAUGAAGUGGGAAGACGUUCUCCUAAAAACAAGGACUGGUAACAUCACAGAGAUUGACACUAGGUGCAAGAUCGUGCAUCUGCAGGUCAAACUGCAACAAACAGAAGAGAAGUUAAAUGAGACACUCACAGAACUAGAGCAGAGCAAGGAAGAAACAAGUACCUGUAAUUCUGAACUGGAGAGCAAAUCACAGCAACUAAAUGAGACACUGGGGGAGCUCGCUCAAACCAAAGAAGAUAAGGAAACAUACCGAAGAGGUUUAGAGAACAAAUCACAGCAACUGAAUGCCACCGAGACAGAGAAGGAGACGACAAUCAAAGAGCUGGACACGGUGACCCAGGAACUCAACAUCACUAAUACAGCUUUGAACCAGACUCAAGUAGAGCUCAAACAGGUCAAAGAUUUACUUGAAAAGGCGAAGGAUUGUCCACUCAACACGACCAUUAGCAGCUACUGGGAUCUCCUUUAUUCAACAGAGUUCUUUGGUGCAGUCAUAACUUCCCACAAACUUGAAGUUCUAACCAAGAGCAUUGAGAAACUUGAAUACUUUGAAGGGACCCGAAUAACUGACGGAAUAAUCCAGUUUUUUAAAAUGUUUCACGAUGGGGAAGAUCAGUGCCUCAGCUAAGUAAAUACAGACAUGGCGGGGUAACUGUAAAAGUGACAGAGGAACAAUUCAUACAGCAGUUCUACCGCUAGAUUCUUGUGCUGAUAGGGUAAAUGAACUCAACUCUGCUAUCUUAGCCAUUUAAGUUUACUCCUCCCGGAGUUAUAAAAUGAACAAAAAGUUUGGAUCUUAAUUAUUAAAUGAUUCAGGCAUUGGUAAACUAAUAUUUACUAAAUAUACAUUAAUUUAAAUUUGUAACUUUUCGUUUAAAAACUUUUGACGAACUGGUCCAUUUCAAAAAAAUAUAUACUUUUUCGUAAAUUAAAUCAGUGUGUAUUUUCGCUAGUGUAUACGUAAGGAUAUGGCUGAUAAAACCUGAUUGCUAAGAAAAAUCGGUUCAAUUGUAGUGCAAUGUCAAAUGUGUGGUGUAAUUCUUAAUCCUUAUAUUAAAUAUAAUCAUAGUGUGCAAACUUUUAAUUAUUUUUUAGAUAUUCAAAUGUUAUAGGUCAUUGAAAAUGGUUCGUUCAGUUUUCAACUUGCCAAUUUGGUCGAUAUUGUUCUUUUUGAUAAUUAAUAAUUACAUCAAUACUUUCGAUAAGAUUAAGAAAGCCUGAUUUAUAAAAUUGUUCUCAUUUGUCAUUGCUCAUCAUUUUUAAAAUUUGAAAAUUACAAAUGAUUCAUGAACUUGCAUUGAAAUUGAUGUAAAAUCAUACAACCUUUUUAUUUCGACUGAAUUC
Bolinopsis microptera is the source of this 1608-nucleotide messenger RNA. RefSeq names its product kinesin-like protein KIF11. The record is from RefSeq and is a predicted model, not a curated record. NCBI's taxonomy places the organism in Eukaryota, Metazoa, Ctenophora, Tentaculata, Lobata, Bolinopsidae. The coding region runs from base 128 to 892 and encodes 254 amino acids. The transcript has 3 exons.